AUAGUUAUAUUAAGGCAUUCAUAAGAGUAUCAUCAAUUCAUUAAUUCAAAAGGGUAUUGAAGUCUUGAAGAUACAAACUCUCUAUUACAAAAGGAUUAAGUUUUGAGUUGAACCAUGACGAGUAACAAACGGAGUAUUCAUCCAAGUCACCGAGAGCAUCCACUCGUGGCGGUCAAUCGCCAAGGUGCAUACACAUGUGACGGGUGCAAAAUGGAAGGCAUGGGGCUAAGAUACAGAUGUGAAGGUUGUAACUAUGAUUUACACCAAGAAUGCAUGUUUGCACCCCCUAAGCUAAAAAUUCAAGAGCAUAAAUAUCGAUUUCUCGAACGACCCCUCCCCGGACCUGAUUGCACUAGGGUUGAUUGCACCAAGUGUAGGAGCUGUGACGCGUGUGGGAUGGCGGUUAAGGGGUUCGUGUAUCAUUGCUCUAAGACGGGGUUCGAUUUCCACCCUAGAUGUGCCAAGCUAGAGAGUAAAAUUAGCAUUGGAGAUGUCACUUUUUGGCUUGAGAAGCAAGGACCAUCUAGUUGUGCUUGGUGUAAAAGGAAGCUGCUCAACGGUGCGAAAAAGAAAAUUCCUGGAUGGUCGUAUGUAUCUAAAUAUGAUGACUAUAAUUUCCAUGUCUUUUGCGUUAUGGAAAUGGCCAUGCAAAGCUCUUCCACCUCCUCCAAUCUUAAUGCAACCACUGGAGGAGACUCUUCUUUGGCAGUAUAUCAGAAAAUGAAGCUACCUCUUAUAGCUAAGUCCAAGAAAGGUGGUGCAUAUUCUAGGAACAAGUGGUUGGAGAUACUCAAGAUUUUCUUGAGCACUCUGUUCUCCAUUCUUCUUGGUGAUCCAACCACGAUUAUUGCUUCUACCGCGGCUCAUCUUGUAACACAAGGUUUAUUUCACCAAGGUUGAAGACGCUUGAAUGGUUUCAUAUUGUCAUCUGAUCAUAGGAGAUGAAUAUUUUUACCUACAUUCAAGGGAUACCUUGUAACAAAUACCGAAUGGUUCUAAUCAUCUGCGCUGCUUAUAUUAAUUCCGCGAUCCAUUCUAGAUUCCUUAGUUUCUUACAUAUCUCCUUUGGAAAACGUGUAUAAUAUUAUUGUUUUAUCCAUUGCUUAUAUAUAAAUUAAUUUGUACUGUAUAAUUUGUCUAGUGUCAUUGUAUACAGGUUGCUUUUUGUGUAUAUUAUUGUUUUUCCUAUUGCUUUUGGUUCAAAUGCAUAAAUGCAUAAUACUACGUUUAUAAUAU
Chenopodium quinoa (quinoa) is the source of this 1236-nucleotide messenger RNA. RefSeq lists its product as uncharacterized. The transcript is spliced from 3 exons. Lineage: Eukaryota; Viridiplantae; Streptophyta; Magnoliopsida; Caryophyllales; Amaranthaceae. The coding region runs from base 115 to 900 and encodes 261 amino acids. The record is from RefSeq and is a predicted model, not a curated record.